GGCUGAGGGGAGGACUUUUCUUUACAGGGUAGAACACCAUGGCGACAGCUGCUUCGCAAGAGUGGCUGGAAGAUGAGCUGACUUGCCCUAUCUGCCUUCAGGUCUAUGCCGAUCCAGUGAUCCUGAGCUGUAAGCACAGCUUUUGUCAGUCCUGCAUUGAAGAGACGUGGAAGGAACCUGUUUCCGGCUCUUACUGCUGCCCUGAGUGCAGAGCUGAGGGGAAGGAGAGGCCUGUGCUGGAGAAGAACUUCAAGCUGGCCAACAUAGCUCAGAAAUAUCUGGCUCUGGAGAGCGGGCAGAAUGCAGUGCUUUGCAAUUACUGCAUCAGGAAGCAGCUGCCGGCCAUUAAAACCUGCAUGAAAUGCGAAGCCUCUAUGUGUCCCAUUCACCUCAAGCUGCACACACAGAACGGAGCAUUUAGAAAUCACCCACUGGUUGACACCGCCUCCGACCUGUCGGUGUGGAAGUGUCCUGAGCAUGAGAAGCUGCUGGACAUUUACUGCAAGGAUGACCAGUUGUGCGUCUGCACCCUCUGCACUUUGAUAGGGAAACACAAGAACCACAACUGUGGCAGCAUCAGUGAGGGAGAGAAGGAGCUGAGGGAGAACCUCAAGCAUCAGCAGAAAAGUGUUCAGCAAAAUGUGGAAACGGUGCAAAUGGUUCUCCGCGAUCUGCACACGUACAAGCUAAAUACUCAGGCUCUGAUAGCAGAAACCAAGCAAGAAGUGAAGGAGAAAUACGACGCUUUAAGAAAACAUAUUGAGAGGGAGGAGCUUGAUGUCUUCCGAUGUCUGGACAAGGAGCAGAACAGGGUCAUGGUGGCCAUUGAUGCACAGAUCCAGGAGCUUCAAACCAAAAUGAAGUCUCUAGAGAAAUGUUUGACAGAUCUCACUGAGCUUCACCUAAAGAGAGAGAAACUGGCAUUUAUACAGGGAUUUCAUUCGAUGGCAGGCAGAAUAAAGGACACGUCUCAACCAAUUCCCCUCCCGCAGUCCCACCCUCGCCUGGACAAAAUCAAACUCGACAAGUUAAAAAAUCAGAUCCAGAGAAAUUAUGAAAUGGUUUCCCAGGUGCAGAUGGGCAGAGACAAUCUGAUCUCGCUGUAUGGACAGGCAAUCAGUCCAGACCCUGACACGGCACAUUUCAAGCUCGUCCUGUCCGACAGUAACAGGACAGUGUCGCUCUCCCAGAAAAAGCAGCCACUUCCCAGGAACCUGGAGAGGUUUGAUUGCUGCCAGCAGGUCAUUUGCUCCGAGGGGAUAAAGUGCGGCCGUUCGUACUGGGAGGUGGAGAUUGUGGGAGACGGUGGGGUGUGGAAGGUCGGGGUGUGUUACCGGAGCAUCAGCCGCAAGGGCAAGAGUGCGGAUUGUUUACUGGGUAGGAACAACACCUCGUGGUGUCUGUACUCCCUGCUGGGAUCCGUCCUCGCUCUGCACGAUGAUAGCGACACCAAGCUGCCCGUUGUGAACGUCUCUCGAGUUGGGGUGUUUGUGGAUUUCGAGGCUGGAAUCAUUUCCUUUUACAGUGUGUCGGGCAGGAAACUCUGCCUCCUGCACACCUUCCGGGAGCAAAUGUUCACCGAGCCCCUCUACCCGGCUCUGCAGGUCGGGGAUUUCAGUACAAUUCUGUCGCUCUGUGCCCUGAAGUGAAUGGUACAUUUUUCUCACAUCUCAUCGCUCUGCUCUUAACCACAAACCAUUUCAUGACACAAAUCCAACCAAGGACUGAUCGAUUAAGAUCUCUCUUCCGAUCCUUGAGUUUAGCGAUCGCCUACAAACAUACAAUCCACAUGGUCCCCAAUCCUCAGGAGGCUGUUGGUACCUGAUGAUUGGGAGAGGCAUACCUGAGUGGGACUCUCAGUCCGGUUUGGGAUCUGCUUGUGUCUGACCAACACAAUAAUGUAUUGCAUCGAACACACGUUUAACCCCUAACUGUCAACCCACCUACAUCCUGCUCAAGUUCCUCAACCUGCCAGCACUCACAGGCUUGCCUGCUCUCCCUAGAAGUUCAAUUCAUCCUCACAAAUCCGAUCGUAAACCUCUCGCAUUCCAUUCACGUCAGCCUCCUUAUAAUCCGUAUUUUUCUUUCGCCCAAGUUCUUCAUCGUGAUUAGUGUUUUCAUUUCCUUUCUGAAAUAGAAUUCCUUGAGUUUGACGACCAAAUUAUCCUCCUGUUCAGGCAGACGUUAAAGAUC
Molecule: messenger RNA, 2193 nt
Organism: Callorhinchus milii (elephant shark)
Lineage: Eukaryota; Metazoa; Chordata; Chondrichthyes; Chimaeriformes; Callorhinchidae
Product: E3 ubiquitin/ISG15 ligase TRIM25-like
Exons: 6
Coding region: 39-1649 (536 amino acids)
Molecular function (GO): zinc ion binding; protein binding
Source: RefSeq, a predicted model, not a curated record